This is a messenger RNA of Sycon ciliatum, 3317 nucleotides long. RefSeq names its product probable ATP-dependent RNA helicase DDX4. Gene Ontology annotation, cellular component: nucleus; P granule. The transcript has 10 exons. The record is from RefSeq and is a predicted model, not a curated record. Gene Ontology annotation, biological process: gamete generation; cell differentiation. Gene Ontology annotation, molecular function: ATP binding; RNA binding; RNA helicase activity. The coding region runs from base 146 to 2281 and encodes 711 amino acids. Lineage: Eukaryota; Metazoa; Porifera; Calcarea; Leucosolenida; Sycettidae.
UCUGUUUUAUCAAUGCUUUUGUGAAGGGAUUCAUGGCGUGUUAAAAAAAACAGUGCUAGAGAGAGAAGGCUAAGUAAUUCCUAAGCCUCGAGUAAUUGUUCUGCUCAGAGUGUAGGUACUAAGCAAUCUGGUUCUAAUAGCAGCCAUGGCAAGUCCGGCGGGCGAGAGUAUGACGGCACCACGGUUUGCCGCAUUCCGUGGCCGAGGUUUAGGCAGAUCGAGCGUAAGCAGUCCGUCACGCUCAAGUGACGCACGGUCAGAGCAGUCUCCAUCGCCAACUGCUUCCUCUCCUGGCCAUCAACAGCAAGAGCAACAGCAACAACACACUGACACUAGCAGUAAAGCAGAAAGUAGUUCAAGUCGCUUCAGCGGAGGAAGAGGUGGAUUUAGUGGAGGCCACUCUGGCGGAGCUGAUGAUGGUGACAGCUCCGGAAGGCCUAUGUUCGGCGGACGUGGUGGCGGUGGCGGUGGCUCUAGCUUUGGUGGUGGAGGUACUGGUGGAUUUGCCGGUCGAUCGGGUGGCUUUAGGCGGAACGACAAUGAUUCUCAAGACGGCGAAGGUGACGAGAGUAGCAGCAGAGGUGGCCGAGGCGGUGGACGUGGUGGACGUGGUGGACGUGGCGGCGGCCGCUUUGGUAGUGAUUUCCGCUCUGGAGAUCGUGAGGAGAAUGGCGGUAGCUCUGGUGGUGGCCGGCACGGUGAUGGUAUGGACGAUGGUGAUAGACCACCUCGCGAUGAAUCACGUCCUCCGCCAUAUGUGCCACCUCCUGCGCCCGAAACUGAAGACGAGCUCUUCAAGCAGAACUCUACCGGUUUGAACUUCAACAAGUUUGACGAGAUCCCCGUACGGCUUACUGGCCGCGAGCCAGUCAGCCCGGUUUCCAGCUUCGAGGACGCCAACCUGAAUGGCACGAUAACGGAGAAUGUCAGUAAGAGUGGCUACAAGAAGCCGACACCUGUACAGAAGUAUGCCAUGCCUGUCAUCAUGGCUGGUAGAGACCUCAUGGCCUGUGCACAGACUGGCUCAGGGAAAACAGCUGCAUUUAUCCUUCCCGUCAUGUCUCGUAUGAUGAAAGACGGAAUUGACGCGUCAAAGUUUGCCGAAGUGCAGUCACCUGCUGCCAUUAUUGUAGCACCUACUCGUGAACUGGUCACUCAGAUUUGGCUAGAGGCGAAAAAGUUCUCCCACACAACCAUGCUCCGACCUGUAGUUCUAUAUGGCGGUACCAGUCUUGGGAGACAGAUCCGUGAAGUGGAGGAGGGAUGUCACAUGGUCAUAGCUACCCCUGGUCGCCUGAUGGAUGUCAUCAACAGAAGAAAGAUUGAUUUGGGUGCAGUUAAGUAUCUGAUUCUUGAUGAAGCUGAUCGCAUGCUCGAUAUGGGCUUCUUGCCCAGCAUUCAGAAGCUUGUUGAGCAGCUGGGCAUGGCCUCCGGUCGUCAGACGCUCAUGUUUUCAGCCACCUUCCCAGACGAAGUGCAGCAGCUGGCAAAGAACUUCCUGGAUGACUACUUGUUCUUGACUGUUGGUAUCCUGGGCUGUGCAGCCAGUGAUGUCAAGCAGAGUGUCGUGCAAGUGGAGGAGUUUGGCAAGCGCAAGAAGCUCAUUGAGAUCUUGAGCUCGCAAGGGAUGGACAGAACGAUUGUCUUUGUGGAGACAAAGCGAACAGCCGAUUUCCUCGCGUCGUACCUCUGCCAGCAGCGUUUCCCGUGCACUAGCAUUCAUGGUGAUCGUCAGCAGCGUGAGCGAGAAGAGGCACUGCGUGACUUCAAGCGUGGCGAGAAACCUGUACUGGUGGCCACAUCCGUAGCCUCGCGCGGCCUGGACAUUCAGGACGUCAAGCACAUUGUCAACUUUGACCUGCCUUCCGAGAUUGAAGAUUACGUUCACCGUGUGGGCCGUACUGGUCGUAUCGGUCACUCUGGUCUUGCCACUUCCUUCUUCACCAUCGGCAAGGAUGAGGGUAUUGCAAGAAGCUUGGUGAAGAUUCUUUCAGAGUCUUUGCAAGAAGUGCCUGACUGGCUGGAAACUGCUGCUGCUCAGGCUGUAGGAUCUGGCAUUCACAGCGGCCAUGGCAGUGGCUUUGGUGGACACGACAUGCGUGAACAUGGGGGACGCCGUGGUGGUGGUCGUGGUGGCGGUCGUGGUGGUGACCGUAAUGGAGAUGACAGUGACUUCCGUUCUAACCGAGGCAGUGGUGCCGGUGGCCAGGAGAAAUCUUGGUCUGUGGGCAGAUCCACUGCUGGAGCUGCUGCUCAGGAAGAGGAGGAGAGCUGGGACUAAUCAGAUUGCUUUCUUUUCGACGGAAGGUCUUGCUUCCCGAAUAACUUUGCCUGUUGACUGUUGUAGUUGACAGCUGCACUGUUUUAUGACAGAACUCUGGAUCCGCUGCAUGACUUCAUUGGCGUUCUUUCUGUUACUUGAGUUUGUGAUCUGAUGUCUCUCUCAGUGAGAGCGGGAAGGCAUGUGGACCGCUGUGCUUGAGACGGCACGCCAGUUACUGACUCACACUUGUUUUCAUCCAGCUAGCUGUCUUUGUCAUCACGCUAGCAAUCAUCUUGUUCGCUGUUCUUGGGUGAAGGAAAGCGCUUAUUCUGCCCGUGUGCUUACCUUCUGUGCUCACAAUGUGUGCCUGGAGUAGAUAAUGCACACGUCAAUCAUGAUUAUCUACGACUCUCUCUUCGUUGCCGUCAUAUCGCAAGCAGUCGGGUUGUCACUUGCCUGCAUUCUUCUAAACCGUCUUAUGUUUGAGUUCAUUGUCGAUUUGACUUUGUGUCUCGCUGCUCUUUAACUUCAGUUAUUACGCUGAGCUUCAAACUUGCAUUCAUGUCCAUUUCCGGUAGCAGAGUUUUUGUAUAUUGUGUGAGGAAUACUCUGCUUCUACCCCACGCACAUCACGCACACAUCACACACACACACACACACACACGCACACACACACACACACACACACACACACACACACACACACACACACAUCGCACAUCACACAUCACACAUCACACAUCCAUGACAGUGAGAACCAGCCCACUCACUCUCCUGCCAUUUUUUCUUUUUCUGUCUUGCUUGCUUUCUUGGUCUGGGCAACUCUCGGUGUGAUGUGUGUUUUUAUUCCGCUCUUACGUAAUGUCAGCGGCAAAUCUAGCUCUCCUGUUCUUUGGUGAAACACCAACCCCGAGCGUUCUCUCUUUGUCCAUGUUUGUUUUGUCAAGCCGCACACACUGCCUUGUUCGCUGUGGGCUUUGGUACUACAAUCAAGAGUAAAUGAGCUGAGAGCUUAUUAUAAUACCAAGAAUAUAAUUAUAAGUCCCAUACACGA